Molecule: messenger RNA, 1928 nt
Organism: Myodes glareolus (Bank vole)
Lineage: Eukaryota; Metazoa; Chordata; Mammalia; Rodentia; Cricetidae
Gene: Panx3
Product: pannexin 3
Biological process (GO): positive regulation of interleukin-1 production; monoatomic cation transport; cell-cell signaling
Cellular component (GO): plasma membrane
Molecular function (GO): wide pore channel activity
Source: RefSeq, a predicted model, not a curated record
AUGUCACUGGCACACACAGCUGCAGAGUAUAUGCUCUCUGAUGCCCUGCUGCCUGACCGCCGGGGCUCUCGCCUCAAAGGACUGCGGCUCGAGCUGCCCCUGGACAAGAUAAUCAAGUUCGUCACUGUGGGCUUCCCCUUGCUGCUGAUGUCUCUGGCUUUUGCCCAAGAGUUCUCAUCAGGAUCUCCGAUCAGCUGCUUCUCUCCCAGCAACUUCAGUGUCAGACAGGCUGCCUAUGUGGACAACUCCUGCUGGGACUCCCUGGCUCACCAUAAGCAGGACGAGGCUGGGCAGUACCAGGUGAAGUCUCUCUGGCCUCACAAGGCUCUCCCCUACUCUCUCCUGGCUCUGGCUGUCGCCAUGUAUUUGCCAGUACUGCUGUGGCAAUAUGCAGCUGUGCCAGCCCUCAGCUCUGACCUGUUGUUCAUCAUCAGUGAACUGGACAAGUCCUAUAACCGUUCCAUCCGCCUGGUGCAGCACAUGUUGAAGAUCCGGCAGAAGAGCUCUGAUCCCCAUGUCUUCUGGGAUGAGCUAGAGAAGGCCCGGAAAGAACGGUACUUUGAAUUCGCCUUGUUAGAGCGGUACCUGGCAUGCAAGCAGCGCUCCCAUUCGCUAGUGGCCACCUACCUCCUGAGGAACUCCCUCUUACUCCUCUUCACCUCAGCCACUUACCUAUACCUUGGCCACUUCCACUUAGAUGUCUUCUUCCAAGAAGAAUUCAACUGCUCCAUCAAGACAGGGCUGCUACAUGCUGAGACCCAUGUACCAGAGCUGAUCACCUGCAGGCUGACCUCCCUGUCUGUCUUCCAGAUUGUUAGUCUCUCCAGUGCAACAAUAUACACCCUACUGGUCCCGGUGAUAAUAUACAAUCUCACACGGCUAUGUCGGUGGGACAAACGACUCCUUUCCAUCUAUGAGAUGCUGCCAGCUUUUGAUCUCCUCAGUAGAAAGAUGCUGGGAUGCCCCAUCAAUGACCUCAAUGUGAUCCUUCUUUUCCUCCGAGCUAAUAUCUCUGAGCUCAUCUCUUUCAGCUGGCUCAGUGUUUUAUGUGUGUUGAAAGACACAACCACCCAGAAACACAACAUUGACACAGUGGUUGAUUUUAUGACCUUAUUGGCUGGGUUAGAACCCUCCAAACCUAAACAUCUCACCCAACAGGUGCAUGAUGAACACCCAUAGUUAAGAAAGGAACCAUGGAGAGAUAAGUUUUGUAUAAAGUUACUCUCCUUCUUCACAAGCUAUACAAAAUAAAAGACCAAAAAUUAAUAAAGAUGAUGAUAAUUAUAUCCACUUAAAAUCGCUAAGGUUAUAUCAGCUGACUUUCCUGUAUUUAUAAGAAGAUAGAAUCAAUGCAUGAAUAUUCAAUGUGAAGUCUAGAAAUGAAGAGUCAAAGAAUAGAAAAAUUAGGUCUAGAGAAUUCUGAGGACAGUGACACCGAAUGAAUUGAAGUCUAGACUUCGAACACAGAAAGACUCUAAAGGCCAUUUAUGGAGGAAAAUUCUCUCAAUAUCCACUCACUCUAGAAGUCAUGCUUGCCUCACCCCAAUGAGCAGGUAGAACAAUUUAGUAAGAGAUUAGUAAGGAUAUGAAACCCCUGGAAACACUCUGAUUCGCCUGUCCAUCUUGCUGUGUAGACACCUUCAGCCUUACCAAACCCUCCAUGGCCUGCAAAGUAAGACAAAAAAUGACUUUAACUUGCAGUCUGCUCGUGGAAUAUUAGGACAGAAGCAAAGACCAUGAAAGGAAUCUUUAGGGGACAAACACACUUUUAAUUAUGUAAACUGGCCUCUUUUCCACAGGGGCUCAGAUUACGGACUAAGAAGAAUUUCACAAGUCUUAAUAGUUCAAGAGAUUCCACACCUUCACCUACAGCCAACAACUUAAGGACAGUAGGUUAAGGUGCUUGCUGCUGAGUCUGAUGACCUGAG